Protomyces lactucae-debilis is the source of this 714-nucleotide messenger RNA. RefSeq lists its product as uncharacterized. The transcript has a single exon. The record is from RefSeq and is a predicted model, not a curated record. The annotation marks the transcript as partial. Gene Ontology annotation, molecular function: RNA binding. Lineage: Eukaryota; Fungi; Ascomycota; Taphrinomycetes; Taphrinales; Protomycetaceae.
AUCUUUGUUGGCCGCCUUUCAUGGAACAUUGACGACGAGUGGCUCGGCAAGGAGUUUGAAUCUUGCGGCACUGUCGUCUCUUCGCGUGUUGUGAUGGACCGUGCUUCUGGCCGCUCAAAGGGUUUCGGCUACGUUGAGUUCUCUUCUGCUGCAGAGGCAAAGGCUGCUCUCGAGUUCAACGGCAAGGAGAUUGACGGUCGUCCAGUCAACAUUGACAUCUCAACGCCUCGCCCAGCACAACAAAACAACCGUGCUCAAUCACACGGCGAUGUUCAGUCACCACCUUCGUCUGUUGUCUUCAUCGGCAACUUGUCUUUCGACGCCACCGAGGAUGCCGUCUACACUGCCUUUGGCGAGUGUGGUGAAAUCCAGUCUGUGCGUCUCCCUACAGACCGCGAGACUGGUCGACCCAAGGGUUUCGGCUACGUCCAAUUCAGCAGUGUCGAGGGCGCACAAGCCAUGGUGGCCAUGAAUGGUCACUACGUCGAUGGUCGUCCUGUCCGUCUCGACUUCUCUCAACCAAGGGAUGACUCGAACGGUGGCGGCGGUGGUGGACGCGGCGGCUUCACACCUCGUGGUGGUCGCGGUGGUCGUGGCGGCGCUCGUGGUGGACGCAGUGGCGCUCCAGGUGGACGUGGUGGACGUAUGUCUGGCGGUGCUCGCCAGUCUGGUGGUGCCCAGGAGUUUAAGGGUACCAAGAUGACUUUUGACUAA